Molecule: messenger RNA, 1084 nt
Organism: Lytechinus variegatus (green sea urchin)
Lineage: Eukaryota; Metazoa; Echinodermata; Echinoidea; Temnopleuroida; Toxopneustidae
Exons: 3
Coding region: 167-742 (191 amino acids)
Source: RefSeq, a predicted model, not a curated record
GCCGAGAAUUCCCUUUGCUGUUAUACCAAAUACGUUGUGUACGGUUUCAUCCAGCGUUUCAUAGCUAGCUGUGAAUAGAAGAUUUAAAUUGUUCAGCUUCAUAUCUUGCUUCAAAACUUCUGAAAAGGUUGUCAUUAAUACUUGCUGUUUCAAAGGUUGUCAGAAGAUGACAUUGAGUAAGAAUAUAAAGGUAGCUGUUUACACUAGCAGUGAUAGAGAAAAUGUAAAAGGUCUUAUCACUGAAAUAAGAGAGAGAAUGGCAGAUUGUGUUGAAGAGGUUAAAUAUGUUCAGCUACCUUACAACAUUAGUGAUAUGCAGAAGAUGAAACUAGAUAAGAAUUACUACAUGUUGCUCUGUCAUUCAAUCAACAAUAGAAGAUUCUCAAUCACCAAUGUCACUGAUGCUCUUUAUGAUGACUUCCUCAAGAAAGCCAAGAAACGAUUAGGUCGCCAGAAGGUCGGAGUGAUCGCUCAUGAUUUUCAAUUUGCUGAACUCUCGUCUGAAAUCCUCGAAAGUAAGAUGAUAUCUUUUAAAAACACACAAGAAAGAACUUUCAGAAAGUCAAUUCUGCAGCUAAUCGGCGGACAACUCUCAGAUUCUCCUGUAGAACUAAACAACGAUCAAUGGCAGGAGCUUGAAAAAUAUCUCAAAAACAUAUUGAACAAUCCGAAGCCCAAGAAAGUGACAAAAAGGAGGGCUACACUAUGUUCUUGUGCCCGGAGCACACAAACAGAACCGUGAAUUAUCUCUCCGUCGCAAUAAACAAAUUCUAUUGGAAUAUUAGAACUUUGACUAGGCCCUUGAAGUUAAUGGCAGUUACCAUAAUUAUGUUUAUCUGAAGAUAUGCAUCUAUAUCCAAGGUAAAUUAGAAUCAUAAGCUAAAGGACAAGAUAAAAGAUCAAUAAGGACCAGAAAUCCAUAUCAUUGAACAUAAAACAUAUUUUGUUGAUUCUUUCGUAUUUUUUUUAACUCCCCUCGGUUAAAACGAUGUUCGAGCUCCUAAAAUUGUGCAAUGUUUCAAGCAAGGUAUUAUGCAAUAUACAUUAUUUUAUAACGUUCAUUUUUGGUUGCAAGUUUCUCUCG